Macrobrachium nipponense is the source of this 756-nucleotide messenger RNA. RefSeq names its product tigger transposable element-derived protein 1-like. Gene Ontology annotation, molecular function: DNA binding. NCBI's taxonomy places the organism in Eukaryota, Metazoa, Arthropoda, Malacostraca, Decapoda, Palaemonidae. Bases 1 to 756 code for a protein of 251 amino acids. The transcript has 2 exons. Gene Ontology annotation, cellular component: nucleus. The record is from RefSeq and is a predicted model, not a curated record.
AUGAAAAUGAAAGUGAUAAAGCAGUCUGAAGGGGGGAAGAAAGUGAGUGUAAUAGCCCGCGAUCUUCACCUACCGCAUUCUACUGUGUCAACAAUUUUAAAAGAUAAGGAACGUAUUCGUGAAGCAGUAAAGGGCUCAGCACCUAUGAGAUCAACUGUGAUAACGAAACAACAAAGUGGACCCAUACACGAAAUGGAAAAACUAUUAAAUGUGUGGAUUGAAAGCCAACUCCAAAAACGUGUCCCAUUAAGCCUUCACAUACUGCAAACGAAAGCUUUAAGUAUUUUUAAGACGUUGAAGGAGCGUGCUGGAGCAGAUUAUACUCAAGAAUUUUCAGCAAGUACAGGAUGGUUCAAACGAUUUAAGAAAAAUUUCAAUUGCAUAAUGUCCGAAUCACUGGGGAAGCAGCAAGUGCAGAUGAGGAAGGUGCGAAAAAGUUCAUUGAAAGUUCGUGAAUAUUGUUUCGAAAACACUAUUCCAUUCAAGGUGUUAUUACUUUUGGACAACGCACCCAGCCAUCCACCUCAUCUAGCCGAUCUCCAUCCCAACAUGAAAGUGACAUUUUUACCACCCAAUACAACUCCCCUCAUCCAACCUAUGGACCAAGGAGCUAUUGCUGCCUUUAAGGCAAAUUAUCUAAAAACCACCUUUUCCCAAGCUAUAUCUGCUACAGAUGAUGAUCCUGACUUAUCUUUACGUGAUUUUUGGAAAAAAUACGAUAUUCUUAAAUGCAUCAAGAAUAUCUCUGCAGCAUGA